Molecule: messenger RNA, 666 nt
Organism: Toxorhynchites rutilus septentrionalis
Lineage: Eukaryota; Metazoa; Arthropoda; Insecta; Diptera; Culicidae
Gene: Archease
Product: protein archease-like
Exons: 4
Coding region: 153-626 (157 amino acids)
Biological process (GO): tRNA splicing, via endonucleolytic cleavage and ligation
Cellular component (GO): tRNA-splicing ligase complex
Source: RefSeq, a predicted model, not a curated record
AUUAGUUUGACAGUUCUUACGAUCUUGUUUAUUUACAUUUGUGAGAGCAAGGUGGCCCGUACAUUGCCAUCUAGGAAUUGAGAUAAAGAUAGUGCUUAUUCUGAUCAUUCGCGACCCGGAAGACUGAAAGCGGUAUACAAGUGCUCCUAAGAAUGGAAAUUCCCCUAGAAUCCCAAGAACACGUAAUUCCAGAUAUCAAGCAUGAGUAUUUAGACCACACGGCUGAUGUGCAAUUGCACGCUUGGGGUACGACUCUAAAGGAAGCCUUUGAACAAUGUGGAAUGGCCAUGUUUGGCUACAUGACGGAACUACCAACAGUUGACAUCAAAACAUGCUAUGAAAUUAAAACUGAGCCAACGGAUGAUUUGGAAAAUCUACUUUUCCGGUUCCUAGACGAACUACUGUUUUUAUUUUCGGCGGAACCAUUUCUUAUUUGUAAGAAAAUAGAAAUUACAAAGUUCGACAUGGAAAAUUUCUACAUUGUGUGUAGAUGCUACGGAGAGGAAUUCGAUCUAAAAAAGCAUCCCCAGGGAACAGAGGUGAAAGCUAUCACCUACUCAGCCAUGCAAAUUCAUCAGAUGCCUGAACAAAACAAAUGUGAGGUGUUUGUUAUAAUUGAUAUUUGAAAAAGUUCAGUUGAUGAAUAAAAAAAAAGUUUAUUAUUAA